This is a messenger RNA of Pelecanus crispus (Dalmatian pelican), 1899 nucleotides long. Lineage: Eukaryota; Metazoa; Chordata; Aves; Pelecaniformes; Pelecanidae. The record is from RefSeq and is a predicted model, not a curated record.
AUAUGCCAGGUAGCCCACACAACCAGUUCACCUUCAGACCCCUCCCGCCGCCGCCCCCACCGCCGCACGCGUGUACCUGUGCCAGAAAACCGCCUGCAGCGGCUGACUCUCUCCAGAGAAGGUCCAUGACCACCCGCAGCCAGCCCAGCCCCGCUGCCCCGACUCCCCCCACCAGCACGCAAGAUUCGGUGCAUCUCCACAACAGCUGGGUCUUGAACAGCAACAUACCGCUGGAAACCAGGCAUUUCCUAUUUAAACAUGGAUCUGGGUCUUCAGCUAUCUUCAGCGCAGCCAGUCAGAACUAUCCUUUAACAUCCAAUACUGUUUACUCUCCACCUCCUAGGCCUCUUCCUAGAAGUACCUUUUCCAGACCUGCCUUCACUUUUAACAAACCUUACAGGUGUUGCAACUGGAAGUGCACUGCUUUGAGUGCUACCGCUAUUACCGUUACCCUGGCACUGUUGCUAGCCUAUGUUAUCGCAGUACACUUGUUUGGUUUAACCUGGCAACUACAGCCUGUUGAAGGGCAGCUAUAUGAAAAUGGAGUUAGCAAAGGAAAUAAAGGAGCAGAAUCUAUGGAUACUACUUACUCACCAAUCGGAGGAAAAGUUUCUGAUAAAAUGGAAAAAAAAGUGUUUCAGAAGGGACGGGCCAUAGACACAGGAGAAGUUGAGAUUGGAGCACAAGUUAUGCAGACGAUCCCCCCUGGUUUAUUCUGGCGCUUUCAGAUCACUAUACAUCACCCCGUGUACCUGAAGUUUAACAUUUCACUGGCGAAGGAUUCUCUGCUGGGAAUUUAUGGCAGAAGAAACAUUCCGCCUACUCACACGCAGUUUGAUUUUGUAAAACUGAUGGAUGGAAAACAGUUAAUUAAACAGGAACCAAAAAACUCCGAGGAGCCUCAGCAAGCUCCCAGGAAUCUCAUCUUAACUUCACUGCAAGAGACAGGUUUCAUCGAAUAUAUGGAUCAAGGAGCUUGGCAUAUGGCAUUCUACAAUGAUGGAAAGAAAAUGGAGCAAGUGUUUGUACUAACUACAGCAAUUGAAAUCCUGGAUGACUGCUCUACUAAUUGCAAUGGGAAUGGAGAAUGUAUCUCGGGGCACUGCCACUGUUUCCCGGGAUUCCUUGGACCUGAUUGUGCAAAAGAUUCCUGUCCAGUCCUGUGCAGCGGAAAUGGAGAAUAUGAGAAGGGUCACUGCGUGUGUCGAAAUGGAUGGAAAGGACCAGAGUGUGAUGUUCCAGAAGAACAGUGUAUUGAUCCAACCUGCUUUGGCCAUGGUACUUGUAUCAUGGGCGUCUGCAUCUGUGUCCCUGGCUACAAAGGAGAGAUUUGUGAGGAAGAGGACUGCUUGGAUCCGAUGUGUUCUGGCCAUGGUGUGUGCGUUCAAGGGGAAUGUCACUGCUCCACGGGCUGGGGCGGUGUGAACUGUGAGACGGCGCUUCCCGUGUGCCAGGAGCACUGCUCAGGGCAUGGGACUUUUCUCCUGGACACGGGACUCUGCAGCUGUGAACCACAGUGGACGGGUUCAGACUGUUCAACAGAGCUAUGUACCCUGGACUGUGGCAGCCAUGGUGUCUGUUCGAGAGGGAUAUGCCAGUGUGAAGAGGGCUGGGUGGGACCAACCUGUGAAGAACGUACCUGCCACUCUCACUGCGCUGAACACGGCCAGUGCAAGGACGGGAAGUGUGAGUGCAGCCCUGGAUGGGAAGGGGACCACUGCACCAUUGCUCACUACUUAGAUGCUGUUCGAGAUGGCUGCCCAGGUCUCUGUUAUGGAAAUGGGAGGUGCACUCUUGAUCAGAAUGGAUGGCACUGUGUUUGUCAAGUGGGCUGGAGUGGCUCGGGAUGUAACGUUGUCAUGGAAAUGGUGUGUGGAGAUAACCUGGACAAUGAUGGAG